Molecule: messenger RNA, 3769 nt
Organism: Rhinolophus ferrumequinum (greater horseshoe bat)
Lineage: Eukaryota; Metazoa; Chordata; Mammalia; Chiroptera; Rhinolophidae
Product: zinc finger protein 709
Exons: 6
Coding region: 267-2303 (678 amino acids)
Biological process (GO): regulation of immune system process; regulation of cytokine production; negative regulation of transcription by RNA polymerase II
Source: RefSeq, a predicted model, not a curated record
ACUCCCUCCGGCCCCUCGCAGCAUCCCGUGUCGCUGGCCCUUAACGGUCCCUGCUGACUCUGUCACAACCUCUGUCGCGCUGUGAUCUACACUGGUCGUGGGAAUCGUAGCAGGGACUCAGGGAGACCCAGGAAACCUAGAUAUGCACCUAGGCUUUUAAGAUACAACUGGACUGAAGGAAAUGAUGUGAAUAAGGCAAGAUUGAUUGUGGAAAUAAAUAGAAUUUUGCUUCCAUUCAGGCAAGACAACCUGAAGAUGUGAGAUGGAUGUUUUUAAGUCUCAGCAGGGUACAGCUCACAGUGGCCCACACUGGGAUCAAACCCGCCACCUUGGUGUUAUUCACACCAUGCUCUAAACCAACUGAGCUAACAGGCCACCCUAUAAAUUUUUUAUGGUCUCCAUUUUUAUAUCAUUUAGUGUUUAAUGGAUUAAAGUGUGGAGUGGUUUCUUAUGUAGAAAAGGACUCAGUGGCCUUUGAGGAUGUGGCUGUGACCUUCACACUGGAGGAGUGGGCUCUGCUGGAUCCUUCACAGAAGAAACUCUACAGAGAUGUGAUGAGGGAAACCUUCAGGAACCUGGCCUCAGUAGGAAAAACAUGGGAAGAUCCUGACAUUGAAGAUCAGUACAUAAACCAGGGGAGAAAACUAAGAAAUCAUAUAGUGGAGAGACUCUGUGAAAGUAAAGAGAAUAGUCAGUGUGGAGAAAACUUCAACCUUAUUUCAAAUUUCAAUCUGAAGAAGAAAAUUGAAGUAAAACCCUAUGUGCGAAGUUCAUGUGGAAAAGUCUUUGUGUAUCAUUCAUCUCUUGGUAAACUCACCAAAUGUCACACUAGACACAAGUCCUCUGAGUAUCUGAAAUAUGGAGAGAAGCCGUAUAAAUGCAACAUAUGUGGGAGAGCCUUUAGUUAUCUCCAGUGUUUUCGACAACAUGAAAGGACUCACAAUGGAGAGAAAACCUAUAAAUGUAAGGAAUGUGAGAAAGUCUUCAUGUGCCUCAAAACCCUUCGAAAACACGUGAUAACACACACUACAGAUUCUCCUUAUAAAUGUAAGGAGUGUGAGAAAGUCUUCAGUUGCUCAAGUUCACUCCGAUUACAUGAAAGAACACACACUGGAGAGAAACCCUAUGAGUGUAAACAGUGUGGUAAAGCCUUCGGUAUUCCUAGUUCUCUUCGAAUGCAUGAAAUAACUCACAGUGGAGAGAAACCCUAUGAAUGUAAGGAAUGUAGAAAAGCCUUCAGAUAUUACCAAAGUUUUCAAACACAUGAAAGAAAUCACACUGGAGAGAAACCCUAUGAAUGUAAAAAAUGUGUCAAAGCAUUUAGUUGUCUCAGUUAUCUUCGAAAACAUGAAAGAACUCACAUUGUAGAAAAACCUUAUGAAUGUAAAAUAUGUGGUAAAGCAUUCAGGUAUCCCAGUUAUCUUCAAAUUCAUGAAAGAACUCACACUGCAGAGAAACCCUAUGAAUGUAAAAUAUGUAGUAAAGCAUUUAGUUGUCUCAGUUAUCUUCGAAAACAUAAAAAAACUCAUACUGGAGAGAAACCUCAUGGAUGUAAGGAAUGUGGAAAAGCCUUCAGAUGUUAUCAAAGUCUUCAAACACAUGAAAGAAGUCACACUGGAGAGAAACCCUAUGAAUGCCAAAUAUGUAGUAAAGCAUUCAGGUGUCUCAGUGAUCUUCGAAGACAUGAAAGAACUCAUACUGCAGAGAAACCCUAUGAAUGUAAAAUAUGUCAUAAAGCAUUUAGGUGCCCCAGUUAUCUUCAAAUACAUGAAAGAAAUCACACAGGAGAGAAACCCUAUGAAUGCAAAAUAUGUAGUAAAGCAUUCAGAUAUCCCAGUUAUCUUCAAAUACAUGAAAGAACUCACACUACAGAGAAACCCUAUGAAUGUAAAAUAUGUAGCAAAGCAUUUAGAUGUCUGAGUUAUCUUCGAACACAUGAAAGAACUCAUAAUGGAGAGAAACCCUAUGUGUGUAAAAUAUGUAGUAAAGCAUUUAGGUAUCUCAGUUAUCUUCAAAUACAUGAAAGAACUCAUACUGGAGAGAAACCCUAUGAAUGUAAGGAAUGUGGGAAAGCCUUUAGUUAUCACACAAACUUUCGAAGACACCUGACAAUGCACACUGGAGAGAAACCAUAUAAAAGUACAGAAUGUGGGAAUGUCUUCAGUUAUCCCAGUUCCUUUCUAAUGCAUGAAAGGACUCACUGGAUAAAACCUAUUGAAUGUAAACAGCAUGGGAAAGACUUGCAUUGGCCCACAACCUUACAUGUGAAACUUCCCAUGGAAAAAAAUAAAAAUGUUACAUGAGAGAAAGCGUGAUAGAAAUUAAUCCAUGUAUAAUGGGCCAGAAAACUUUCAAUAUGAAACAGUUCUCAUUAAAGUUGCAGAUACAUUGUGUUUGUUAAACCUUUCUCUUAAAGUGCAUUAUUGGACCUUGUAUUUCUACUAAUUGCUUUCAGAAAUGAAUAUUCAGUUGCGACAAUUAUGAGAGUAGUCUUUCAACAAUUGUACAUAAGAUAAUUAUUGUUUUUUCUUGAAAUGUUUAUUAAGAUUUCUCUCCACUUUGAAAUAUAUUUCUUACAUGCAGUGAGGUUAAAUUUUUUUAAAUGGUUUUUGUUGUUGUUCUGUGUUAAGGGGUCAUUUAAAAAGAACAGUAUUGUAGUUGGAUUUCCCUAGUGUCUUUAUGGCAAUCCUUUAUAUCCCUAAAUUAGUAUAUAUAUUCUACCUUUUCCUCUGAUAAAGCUCCUUUUUGGAGGUGAUGGAUACAAGUGUUUUUCCAUUUUUGAUAGUGAUAAAUAGUUCAAAUAAAUUUUAUGUAUGGCAAUUUUAUGAAACUGCCAUAGUUUCAUGCGAAUAUUAUUUUUAUAUUUGUACCUUUGCUUUGUGUUCUUCCUUCUGACCUGUAUCUGGUGAAUUGACUUUGAUUUAAGAAGAGUGACCUGUAAUAGGGCAACAAAAUCUACAGUUGGAAAUACUCUACACCCCCACCCCACCACCCCACCCCCUUAGAUAAUGUUAGGAACUUGAUUUUCCAGAAUCCAUCCCAUUUAUGGUUCCAGGUUAGAAUUCCUUAAUAGAGUCACUUGCUUUAUAUUUGGAAGGCAAAAACUAAGAAAGCAUUAGUCAUAUUUUGAAAACACUAUUUGGACAGACAGAUACAUAGGAUCUUGAAGGACACCAUCUUACAAACUUAAUUUGUAAGAAGCUCCAGUCAGUCAUAUUAGUAAGAAAAGGGCAAUAAUGAUCAUUUUUAUGAUUUGGAAUGAUCUCUUUUAUCAUUUUUAAAAACAUGGUGCAAAAUAUAUUUUUGUCUUGGUCCAUCAUAGGGACCAAGAACCUUUGAAGAAGGAGUUAUGUGAUAUCUUUCUCUUCAAUAGGAUAAGACUUGGCUUUACAAAGAUUGCAGGCCAGCUCUCAGUCCUCCGAAAGGGCUUAUUAUGCCUUUGGUACUUAUUAUCUGAACACCGAUGUAUUUCCUACGGUGUAUUAGACACCAUUUACCAUAAGUACCUCCAUUAAAAUAUAUAAAUUCACUUCUUAGUAUACUACAUAAUAUAUUUUUUUUAAGAUUUUAUUGGGGAAGGGGAACAGAACUUUAUUAGGGAACAGUGUAUACUUCCAGGACCUUUUCCAAGUCAAGUUGUUGUCCUCUUGAUCUUAGUUGUGGAGGGCGCAGGUCAGCUCUAGGUCCAUUUGCCAUUAUUAGUUGCAAAGGGCACAGCCCACCAUCCCUUGCAGGAGUCCAAAUGGCAACCUUGUGGUUGAGGGGACAC